CGCGCGAGGGAGAGAGAGAGCGCGAGGGGGCGGGUGUCUCUCGCGCUCGCAUUGCGCAGCCUCACACAGACGCUCGUGAAAUCAACACAAGGAAGGUUUGCUUACACAUCUAUCGCUUAUUUUCGGGAUUUUCGGGAUAAACAUCACCGUGAUCGAUGCGAGUCCUUCUAACGGACAAUCGCCGCUGAUAUUACUUCCGCGUUCUUUUUCCUGUUUUUGUCGCUUUUCCCUCUGAGCGGAGCGUUUGUUGGAUUCGUUAUGAAUUCCAGCCCGCUUCCAAACGGCAGGCUCCUACCGGACAGCCAGAGCUGGAACUCCUCCGGUUCCGACGAGGAUCUGGACGUCGAACCGGGACCCGGUCCGCAUGGAGGGGUGGCGGAAUUCGGAGGGGUGCUCAGUAAGUGGACUAACUACAUUCACGGAUGGCAGGACCGCUGGGUCGUGCUGAAGAACAACACCUUGAGUUACUACAAAUCCCAGGACGAGCGCGAGUACGGCUGCCGCGGUUCCCUCUGCCUCAGCAAGGCUGUCAUCACACCUCAUGAGUUUGACGAGUGCCGGUUGGACAUCAGCGUCAAUGAUAGCGUGUGGUAUCUACGUGCUCAGGACCCAGAGCACCGCAACCAAUGGAUCGAGUCCAUCGAGCAACACAGGGCCGAGUCCGGUUAUGGCUCCGAGUCCAGUUUGAGGAGACACGGCUCCAUGCUGUCCCUCACAUCAGCCACCAGCGGAUACUCCGCCACCUCCACCUCCUCCUUUAAGAAGGGUCACAGUCUGCGGGAGAAGCUGGCGGAGAUGGAGACGUUUCGAGACAUCCUCUGCAGACAGGUGGACACGCUGCAGAAAUACUUCGACGGCUGCUCUGACGCCGUGACCAGAGACGAGCUCCAGAGAGACAAGAUCGUGGAGGACGAUGAAGACGGUUUCCCUAACACUCGCUCCGAUGGAGAAUUCCUGCAUAACAACAACAACAGCAAGGAAAAACUUUUCCAGUGUUUGAGUCAUAAAGGCAUUAAUGGGAUCGAUUUUAAAGGAGAGGCCAUCACGUUCAAGGCGACCACGGUGGGGAUCCUGGCCACGCUUUCUCACUGCAUCGACCUGAUGGUGAAGAGAGAGGACAGCUGGCAGAAGAGACUGGAUAAGGAGAUGGAGAAGAGGAGGAGGGUGGAGGAGGCGUAUAAAUCAGCCCUGUCCGAGCUGAAGAUGAAGUCUCACUUUGGAGGACCUGAUUACGAGGAGGGUCCAAACAGUCUGAUCAAUGAAGACGAGUUCUUCGACGCUGUGGAGGCCGCUCUGGACCGACAGGACAAAAUAGAAGAACAGUCUCAGUGUGAGAAGAGCCGGAUACAGAGGAGCAGUUCAGUGCCUUCAGGAGACGUCUUCUCCAGCGUGGGCUCUCACCGCUUCGCUGAGAAGGUGGAGGAGAUGGUUCAGAAUCACAUGACCUACUCGCUGCAGGACGUGGGUGGAGACGCUAACUGGCAGCUGGUGGUGGAGGAGGGAGAGAUGAAGGUGUACCGGCGCGAGGUGGAGGAGAACGGCAUCGUGCUGGACCCUCUGAAGGCCACACACUGUGUCAAAGGGGUCACAGGUCACGAGCUCUGCCACUACUUCUGGGACACGGAUGUUCGUAACGAUUGGGAGACUACUGUGGAAAACUUCAACAUCGUGGAGACGCUGUCUGAUAACGCCAUCAUCAUCUACCAGACUCAUAAGAGAGUGUGGCCAGCGUCCCAGAGAGACGUCUUGUACCUGUCUGCCAUUCGUAAGAUCAUAGCCAACAACGAGAACGAUCCCGACACAUGGCUCGUCUGUAACUUCUCAGUCGAGCAUGAGAAUGCCCAGCCGAACAACAGAUGCGUUCGUGCUAAAAUCAACAUUGGGAUGAUCUGCCAGACGCUGGUCAGUCCACCAGAGGGAGACAAAGAGAUCAGCAGAGACAACAUCCUGUGCAAAAUCACAUACGUGGCCAACGUGAAUCCUGGCGGCUGGGCUCCUGCGUCUGUCCUGAGGGCCGUCGCCAAGAGAGAAUAUCCCAAAUUCCUCAAGCGCUUCACUUCCUACGUCCAGGAGAAAACAGCUGGGAAGCCCAUCCUCUUCUGAGCACCAGUUCCCCAGUUCUGCUCCUCUAGUUUCAGCGCCCUCUAGUGACUCAGAAGACUCAUGGCGUCCCUUCUCCACAGGAAGCCCCGCCCAUCCACAGACGCUUGAUGCCCUUCUGUAGCACCACACUAGCUCACACAGACAGAGGACUAGAGAUGCCACACGCCAAUGUCUGUCCCAUGUCUUCUGCCAGAGAUCUAUAUUGAUAUGAAUAUAUAUGUAUGUAUGUAUGUAAGUAAGCGAGAUGGGAAGAGUUUAUAUAUACCGGAGAGUUUUGAAGCUGAACACGUGAGACCGGCUCGGUUUUAGUCUUCAGCUUUGCUCUCGUUGUCCUCGUGUAAUUGUUGUUUGGGGAAAUCAAAGGCAUGUUUGUGAGUGAACUCUAUGAAGCUGCCUUUCGUCUCCAUGUUGGCCGUCUCUUGAAUGAAGCGCAGCAUCUGCUGCUGACGAGGAGACGCUUCAUUUCUCUCUUGAUUUAGUUCUGUGUCUCGGCAGCUGAUAGACUGUAGCACAAUUCCAGAUCGAUCGGGACCGGAAGAGAUUUUUUAAUAUGUCAGAAAAACUUUGCGCGCCGAUUAUUUGUAUAUAAUUUCAUUAUUGCUUCUUACCUGACUAAUGCGACUCCAUAUGCCUUAGUGUGUGUGUGAGACUGAGAGGAGUGUACCGACUAGAAAAGUGCCUCAUUAUUCAUCUUGCUGAUCUUACCGCCCCAAAACUACAGCCAGAAACCAACCUGGCGUCCUGUAGUGUGCAUACGAAGAUCAUUUCAUAUUGAUUUCUUACCUCAAGUUAUUAUUUAAACCUGAUUAUACAAUCAGACUGAGUCGUCAGAAGAGCUGCCUCUAAUUGGAGGAGCCCUGACGCCAAUCAAAUUCACUGUCCAAUAGGGAGAAGCGGUUCAAAUUAGGGGCGUAGAUGAUACGUAGAUGUAGAUCGGGUGAAUUAGUUGCAUUUAUUUAUUUUUUCUUGAUUAAAUGUAUUCUUCUUAAGUGAAAAACUAAAUGUCACGCAUUAAUAAACAAUCUUACAAGGCACAAAUUGGCCAAUUUUUGUCUCAUUUUUCCAGUAAAAAUAUCUACAGAUUCUUGAAUACAUUUACUCGAGAAGCAGAAUUAAGAUAUUAAGUCGUUUUCUUAAAGAAGUAUGCUUAAAUCAAGAGUCAGUGGGGUAUAUUAUUUUAUUCCUAAAAUAAGAAAACAAAUCUUCAGAUCUUUUUGUUUCGACUUUAACUUAAAUAUUUUAAGCCCACUGACUGAUAUUUUUCUUGAUUUAUGAAUGAUUUCACUUCAUUUUGAGCCAUUUUUCUGAAAAGGUUUGCAUUUACAGUAUAAAAUACAAUUUCUUGAUGAUCGUUAGAUAUCAGUCUUGUUUUCUGAAAAAUUAAUUAAAAUACAUUCGAGUUUAUUAACUAAAAAAAUAAUCUUUCAGUCGGGUUAAAAAUAAAUAUUUUUCUCUUUAAAAUAAAUGUAUUUUUUAGCCCACUGCCAAAUAUUACUGUUUUAAUUCACUUUAUUUACAUACAUUUUUCAGAAAAUGUUUGCAUAUAUUUAGCAUCUACUGUAGUAAAAUAGCUUGAAAAAAUGUGUGCAUGCUCAAAACAAUAAUAAUAAAAAAAAUCUUGUUUUACAUUUGAAUUAGAUGUUUUUAAGCAUAAAUUCACUUAAUUUUGAUAAAUAUUUCAGAAAAUGCUCUCCUAUAAAUUUAUGAUUUAUGAAUCUUUAGAUAUUUAUACUGGAAAACGAGACCAAAAAAAAAAAAUUGAGCAAGAAAAUGAUUUUUCGCAAAAACGGCAAAAGCUUUACAUUUUUUGCUAAACAUUUUCAUUGGUCAAACUGUUCCCAUGAUAGACUGUUAAAGACACCUUAGUGGACGACGAGUAGAACCGAGUAUUGACGAUUUCUAAAACGCCACACUCGUACAACUUUAACAUUCCAGACACUCGCUGAUCCCGAAUGUACGAAUCCACCGGAGGCAGACCCUGUCGCUCUAACUAACACACACCUAGCGAGUAGAGCGUUUGCUGAUUGGAGGGUUUAUCGGUGGAAUCGGCCAAUCAGGAGAGGCGUUCUGCUUGUGUGUGCGGCCGUCUCAUACAGUCUUGUGUGUCAUUAGUUGCGUUUGCACUGAAUGUAAUGUGGUUGGGGUUCAGAUGGUUCGUGUACAUAAUAAUGUCGUCACACUAAAGGUGUCAGAAUGAACGUACUGUGAAUAGAGGGCGAGAGGAAUAAAAUGAUUGACAUCUUUCUGCA
Carassius gibelio (silver crucian carp) is the source of this 4352-nucleotide messenger RNA. RefSeq names its product ceramide transfer protein. The transcript is spliced from 18 exons. Gene Ontology annotation, biological process: ER to Golgi ceramide transport. The record is from RefSeq and is a predicted model, not a curated record. Lineage: Eukaryota; Metazoa; Chordata; Actinopteri; Cypriniformes; Cyprinidae. Gene Ontology annotation, cellular component: Golgi apparatus. The coding region runs from base 259 to 2103 and encodes 614 amino acids. Gene Ontology annotation, molecular function: phosphatidylinositol-4-phosphate binding.